AUGAUUGCCAUUGAGCAUCGCGCUCGAAGCUUCUUCCUACAAUGUCGAGCUUCUGCAGGGUGCAUCCCUCUCCUAUCACCCAGUCGCAGUCGAAGCCUACAGAGACGUGGAUUGGCAACCGUUGUCGAAACUCGACAAGCUCCAGCCAAAGCUCCUGGGACGAAGCCGUAUUAUGUGACGUCGCCUAUUUUCUACGUCAACUCGGCGCCUCACGUCGGCCACCUGUAUACUCUUGUCCUCACGGAUAUCCUCAAGCGAUGGGCAGUCCUCUGCGGUGACGAAAGGGCCACUCUGCUGACGGGCACGGAUGAACAUGGCAUGAAGAUCCAGAAGGCCGCGCAAAAGGCAAAUACCGAUGUCAAACUGUUCUGCGACCACCAUUCGCAGCAGUUCAAGGCGCUGUGCAACGCGGCCAACAUCAGCUACGAUCGGUUCAUCCGAACCACCGACGACGACCACAAGGCUGCGGUCGAGCACUUUUGGACCGAGCUGAAUCACGCGGGCUAUAUCUACGAGGCUGCACAUGAGGGAUGGUACUGCGUCAGCGACGAGACAUUCUAUCCCGAAUCCCAGGUCCAGAAUAUCCUCGACCCCUCCACUGGCGACACCAAAAUCGUGUCGAUCGAGACUGGGAAAGAGGUGGAAUGGACCUCGGAAAUCAACUACCAUUUCAAGCUGUCGGCUUUUCAAGAGCCAUUGUUGAGGUACUAUUCGGAACACCCAAAGGCCAUUAUCCCGAAGCAGCGUCAGGCGUUCAUCAUGAAGGAGAUUGAAGGUGGCCUCAACGACCUCUCCAUCUCGAGACCAAGCUCGCGCCUGCAGUGGGGCAUCCGAGUGCCGGGCGAUGAGAGCCAAACAAUCUACGUCUGGCUAGAUGCCUUGAUCAAUUACUUGACCAUGGCAGGAUAUCCUUACCACGACAGAGCCGAUCCGAACUGGCUCUGGCCUGCUAACUGCCAGGUCAUCGGUAAAGAUAUCGUUCGGUUCCAUACCAUCUACUGGCCGGCUUUCCUGAUGGCCCUGGGUCUCCCGGUAACCAAACAGUUCCUCACGCAUGCCCACUGGACCAUGAAUAACGCAAAGAUGUCCAAGUCGGCCGGCAACGGAGUCAAUCCGUUCUUUGCAAUGGACCGUUAUGGGGUAGACAGCAUCAGGUUCUACAUGGCUUACAACGGCGGUAUCGUUGAUGAUGCCAUGUACGAGAACUCCAAGGUGGCAGAAACAUACCAACACAUUCUGAGGGACGGAUAUGGCAAUCUGCUGCAUCGCGUGUUCAAGAGUAAGAAUUUCAAUGUCCGAGAAGCCGUCAAACUCGUCGGAGAAGACCAGGCCGGAUUUUCGGACUUUCUCUCCAUGGAAGAGAUUGAUGGAUACGGCGACGACAUCCAGGCCCUCCACAAAGGCAUCCAGCAACUGUGCAAGCAAAUAGCCUCCACGCGGAACAAUGUGCGAAAAUGGAUGGCCGAGCCAAACCCACGUAUCGCCGUCGGUCUCAUCACUGACCUGAUCAGAAGCAUGAACAAGUUCUUCCAUAACUCGGCCUUGUGGAAACGGAUCAAGUCGGAUGAUGCCAGCGAACGCCGCAUCGCACAGUAUGGUCUCUAUGCCAGUGCCGAAGCUAUCCGAGUCAUCUCCAUCCUUCUGCAGCCGUUCAUGCCAGAGAGGAUGAAGUUUGCGCUCGAUUUGAUGCAGGUUCCAGACUCGAUGAGAACCUUUGCCCACGCUCAGCUAGGCGCCGACUUCAUCUAUGGGCCUCCCGCCGUACAGCCCGGCGUGAAAGGAUCUCCAGAAGUCAUCUUCCCAAUGCUGCUGUCUGCCAAUUGA
Molecule: messenger RNA, 1824 nt
Organism: Capronia epimyces CBS 606.96
Lineage: Eukaryota; Fungi; Ascomycota; Eurotiomycetes; Chaetothyriales; Herpotrichiellaceae
Product: methionyl-tRNA synthetase
Exons: 3
Coding region: 1-1824 (607 amino acids)
Biological process (GO): methionyl-tRNA aminoacylation
Molecular function (GO): methionine-tRNA ligase activity; ATP binding
Source: RefSeq, a predicted model, not a curated record